Molecule: messenger RNA, 1111 nt
Organism: Melitaea cinxia (Glanville fritillary)
Lineage: Eukaryota; Metazoa; Arthropoda; Insecta; Lepidoptera; Nymphalidae
Exons: 7
Coding region: 16-1017 (333 amino acids)
Biological process (GO): regulation of transcription by RNA polymerase II
Cellular component (GO): nucleus
Molecular function (GO): protein binding
Source: RefSeq, a predicted model, not a curated record
GUUAACUUAAAAAAAAUGUCUGUUGCAAAAUAUUGCGUAAGCUGGAACUCUUAUGAAAACAAUAUUUGUAACGGCUUAUCGAAACUGCAACAAAAUGAAGAGUUUGUGGACAUGACGCUGGUUGCAGAUGGUCAUCUUGUUAAAGUUCACAAGAAUCUUCUUGCACUCGCUAGUCCAUAUUUAAAACAAAUUAUUCAGGCUACGCCAUGUCAACAUCCUGUAAUAUUUUUUAGUAAUAUAAAUCACAAAAUAUUAUGCCAUAUUUUAGAAUAUAUUUACACGGGUGAAACUCAAGUUGAAGUAGAAAGAUUACAAGGAUUUUUGGCUGCAGCUAAAGAGUUAAAAUUGCCGAAUAUUGAUAAUUUUUUGACACCAACACCUGAGGUUAGUGAAAAAAUUACCACUAAUGAAGGAGUUCCUGUUGAAACAAAUGUUAUACUGAAAGACCAAGGCGACAACAAUAAAGACAAUUGCGAUGUUGACAUGCCUGUAUCAUUUGAUAAUAUUUGUGAUGACAUUGAGGAUGUGAGUGGUGUACCUAGAAUAGAUGAUUUAGUACAAAUCAACAGUAUACCUAAACAAGUUGAAAAUUAUACUGGUGUCGAUACUGAGAUGGCAACUGAAAUAAUUAAUGACAUGGAAAAUUUUAACAAUCCUAUCGUGCUGAAAAUAGAUACAGCCGGAAUAAUUCCACAACAAUACACAGUUUCCAACAGGGGCUCGUUACAAUUAAUACUCAAUAGGUACAUAUAUUCUAGUCAUCAUCAGGCUUUACAAGGUCGUAAACGUCGAUGGCGUUGCAUAGACUACCGCUUGUUACAUUGCCAAGCAUUUAUUGAUACGUUAGAUGAAAAUAUAAUUAAAAGAAAAAAUAUUCACACUCAUCCAUAUCAUGACAGCAAAAUUAUGAAAAAAAUAAAAGCUAAUUUAAUAUUUGAAUCAAUAAGUACUGCAGUAAAUACAUCAAAACAAAUAAAUAGUUUUAAAAACACUGAAAUAACUGAAGAUAGUGAUUAAAAUCAAAAUGGAAUGUCAAAACUUAAUCUAAAAAUAAGUUCUAAUCAAGUAGAAACUAUUGAAAAUCAAGAAAGAAUAAAAGACUAUAAAAUUA